UAUCGCUUGCGGACGGCGGGAGUGAUCCGUGGACGGGCUCGGUAGAAAGUCAUAUCAUUACAAUAAUGCGACUUCGUCCCUGCACAAGAAAGUCACUUAUUGCUAGGGCCUACGUUGUUUGUUAUUUCCUUGGUAAUGUCGCUUCCGCUCACGAUUUGAUAUUUGACGUCUAGCAUAAGAGGAAGUGGACAUUUGGCGCAUGGUCCCGUUUUAAUUUAACUGGGAAACGAAAGAAGAUUUAACAAAUUAAGUCAACUCCACACUUAGCCCAGUGCAACAACAACAACGGCGGCGGAGGAGGAAGAAGAGAGUAACCAAGAACACCGUGGUUGUCAUUUGAAAGAAAUGGACCUGUCCCCUACAGACCCCGAGUCUCUGGUCCAGUUGAAGAGGGUAUCAGUGGUGCUGGUGGACUGCUGUAGAACACAGGAACAACGAGGGAGGAACAGAGAGAACAACACAGAUGCAGAACAAUCCAAGAGCCAGGUGACAGCAUCUCAGGUGUUCACUUGCUCCCUGUGUCCAUGUUCUUACACGGCUCAGCUCUACCUCCACGAGCACAUCAAGAGGAGCCACACGGACGAGUACAUGCUCCAGCUGAGGUCUGGAGAGAUCAAACCAGAGACUCUGGCACCUUCUAGUUUUACUCUUGAAGGAAGUACCAAAACCCACCAGCGCACUCACACAGGAGAGAAUCUGUACCCCUGUAGUGAGUGUGACACGAGCUUCAGACGAACAGGCGAACUCAAAACCCACCAGCGCAUUCACACAGGAGAGAAGCCAUACCACUGUAGUGACUGUGGUAACACUUUCAGCCAAUUAGGCAGUCUCAAAACCCACCAGCGCACUCACACAGGAGAGAAGCCGUAUCACUGUAGGGAGUGUGGCAAGAGCUUUACUGUUAUGUCAAGCUUAAAACUACACCAGCGCAUUCACACAGGAGAGAAGCCGUACCACUGCAUUCAGUGUGGUAAGAGCUUUACUGUUAUGUCAAGCUUAAAACUACACCAGCGCAUUCACACAGGAGAGAGGCCGUACCCCUGUCGUGAGUGUGACAAGAGCUUCAGCCAAUUAGGCCAUCUCAAAACCCACCAGCGCAUUCACACAGGAGAGAAGCCAUACCACUGUAGUGAGUGUGACAAGAGCUUCAGCCAAUUAGAGCAUCUCAAAAGACAUCAGCGCACUCACACAGGAGAGAAGCCGUAUCACUGCACUCAGUGUGGCAAGACUUUCAGCCAAUUAGGCUAUCUCAAAACCCACCUGCAGAUUCACACAGGAGAGAAGCUGUACCACUGUAGUGAGCGUGGUAUGACUUUCACUGAGAGUGGUGCCCUCAAAACCCACCAGCGCAUUCACACAGGAGAGAAGCCGUACUACUGUAGUGAGUGCGGUAAGACUUUCACUGAGAGUGGUGCCCUCAAAAAACACCAGCGCACUCACACAGGAGAGAAGCCGUACCACUGCACUCAGUGUGGUAAGAGCUUUACUGUUAUGUCAAGCUUAAAACUACACCAGCGCAUUCACACAGGAGAGAAGCCGUACCACUGCACUCAGUGUGGUAAGAGCUUUACUGUUAUGUCAAGCUUAAAACUACACCAGCGCAUUCACACAGGAGAGAAGCCGCAUCACUGUAGUGAGUGUGACAAGAGCUUCAGCAAAUUACACCAUCUCAAAACCCACCAGCGCACUCACACAGGAGAGAAGCCGUAUUACUGCACUCAGUGUAGCAAGACUUUCAGCCGAAUAGGCAAUCUCAAAACCCACCUGCGCAUUCACACAGGAGAGAAGCCGUACCUCUGUAGUGAGUGUGACGAGAGCUUCAGCCGAUUAGACCAUCUCAAAAGACAUCAGCGCACUCACACUGGAGAGAAGCCGUAUCACUGUACUCAGUGUGGCAAGACUUUCAGCCAAUUAGGCUAUCUCAAAACCCACCUGCGCAUUCACACAGGAGAGAAGCCGUACCUCUGUAGUGAGUGUGGUAUGACUUUCACUGAGAGUGGUGCCCUCAAAACCCACCAGCGCAUUCACACAGGAGAAAAGCCGUAUCACUGUAGUGUGUGUUACAAGAGCUUCAACAAAUUAGGCCAUCUCAAAACCCACCUGCAGAUUCACACAGGAGAGAAGCCGUACCACUGUAGUGAGUGUGGUAAGACUUUCACUGAGAGUGGUGCCCUCAAAACCCACCAGCGCAUUCACACAGGAGAGAAGCCGUAUCACUGUAGUGUGUGUGGCAAGAGCUUCAGCCAAUUAGGCCAUCUCAAAACCCACCAGCGCAUUCACACAGGAGAGAAACCUUAUCACUGCACUCAGCAUGGUAAGACCUUUACUCAUAGGGGUUCCCUUAAAAUACACCAGCGCACUCACACAUGAGAAGAGACUUCUUCUUUUCUUGAAUUUCCCCUUGGGGAUCAAUAAAGUAUCUAUCUAUCUAUCUAUCUACUUACCACUGCACUGAGCGUGUCAAGAACAUUAACUCAUUGAAUGCCGCGCUGUUUUCGGAAGCUUUGGCCCAGAUUGCCAGCAAUCUUGAUCAUUGUUAACAAUUUUUAUAGAGCCACAGCAUAUUCUUUAUUAUAGCUAUGGACACAUACUAUGGCUUGUUUGAGACUUUAAGCUCUCAGUGGGUACAAACCGUUUAUUUCUACAUGCCUCUGUUCUUAAGAAAUCCCAAGCUAAGCAGUGGCUAGUUUUCAUCAAAAUCCCUGUUUUAUUUCUAGAAAUGGAGAUGUAGCGUCUUUGAUGAAAUGUCUGUAAAGUUUCCAGGAAGUGGCCUAGCGAGACCUGGCGAGACUGCCACCUAGUGAUAAACCCACAAAAAUGGCCUGGUUUUGACCUGACGUGCAUGUGUCACUGAUUCAACCCAAAGUGGCAACCAUCCAAAGCAGAGUUUUAAGAUAAAAUUGAUUGUGCGUUUUCAUGAGUUUUCGAUCGUCGUAUAUUUCAUUUCCAUUCAUCACAGAGUUCCCAAAAUCACAUAUAAGGUGUGUUAGAGUGUCUAGUUUCGUAAUUAAAAAAAAACCUAAAAACGUAAUAUUACAUUUUUGGCACUCAAUGAGUUAAUGUCAUGUCAUACCUAAAACUGAAGCUGUACCUUUAGUGAUGAACGAGCCCCUGAGCUGUGUGAGGACUUCAAUACAUGUUCCAAGGUUAUGGAAAACAGCCAAAGGUCAAAGCUAUUCCCAAAAAAGCAAAACCCAAUUUCCCUGGUGACUACCGUCAAAUUUCUGUGGUCAGCUGUGUUGGUAAAGUCUUUGAGGGGAUCUUAAGGGAUGCUCUCCUAGAGAGUUAUAAUAUGCUUGUAAGGCCAAUCCUAGAAUUUAAGCGCCGCUGCAAAAAGGUCGCCUAAUUUAAAUAAAUAAAAAAACCUGUCCGUUCCUCUCCCGGUUUGAUGUCGUCAAAUAAUACUAGGCAUAAUACUAGGCUAAACCAGUUUCCCAAUUGGGUUUUCCCAACUGUCUUGUUGUAUUUGAUUAUUGACCUGCUUGACCAAAAUGACUGCCCUUAGUGGCUUAAGAAAUGUAUAGCAAGUGCUUCAUUGGCACACCUGAAACCCAUGCUAUAAUUAUGCUCAGACUCCUUGUUCCCAACACCCUGAUGAAGGCUGGUGAGCCGACACGCGUUGGUGUUUUUUAAUGGUUUAGCCCCUAAUAAUAAAUAAUCCUACUGAGUGCCUGGAGCUGGGAUCUUUAUGAAUACUGGGCUAACGUUAAAGGCCCAGUCAGGGAUUUCACAGGAAAUCACAUUUGUUUGUUUAAGUUUAUUAGCAGAUGCAAUUUUGUGCAAAAAAAAACUAGUUACAUUAUAUUUUAACCAAGGAACCAAAUUAAACACAUCAUCGAGGUAGCUUACCCCUACCUUCAGUAGCUUAUUCCAAUUCCACACAGGGUUUUAUUUUUGGUUUGUUCUAUACAGUCAAUGCUUUCAAGUCCUGUGUUACUAACAUACCUAGGCUGUGAAAUUAGGGUCUAGCCUACUGGUGGGUUUAAUUGAAUUUAAAUAAUAAGAUAUGCAACCAUUUACAUCUGGAUAUAGUUAUUUGUAAUUACUGUAGAGCUCACAGAAAUCAUAGAAAUUAUCAUUACAAGACACUUGUACAUAAUUAGUUUCAAUGAACAUAAUUCAUUUCAUCCACAUAUCCUUAUGCACAAUGCACAACAACGCUACUAAGUUAGCUUAAAACCAUGAGAAUCGAACAAACCUCACAAGCUGUCACAGCCUUAAAGUGACAGGCACUCAAUUCAACUUGCACAGCACCAAUACAGUGUAUUGACAUGAAAGAGAAGUCUGUACAGUUUUUGUAAUUAAUUGUAAAUAAUAAUUUUCUG
Molecule: messenger RNA, 4325 nt
Organism: Alosa alosa (allis shad)
Lineage: Eukaryota; Metazoa; Chordata; Actinopteri; Clupeiformes; Clupeidae
Product: zinc finger protein 501-like
Exons: 3
Coding region: 346-2370 (674 amino acids)
Biological process (GO): regulation of transcription by RNA polymerase II
Molecular function (GO): RNA polymerase II cis-regulatory region sequence-specific DNA binding; DNA-binding transcription factor activity, RNA polymerase II-specific
Source: RefSeq, a predicted model, not a curated record